Molecule: messenger RNA, 1761 nt
Organism: Eimeria necatrix
Lineage: Eukaryota; Apicomplexa; Conoidasida; Eucoccidiorida; Eimeriidae
Exons: 9
Coding region: 1-1761 (586 amino acids)
Biological process (GO): leading strand elongation; base-excision repair, gap-filling; DNA replication proofreading
Cellular component (GO): epsilon DNA polymerase complex
Molecular function (GO): single-stranded DNA 3'-5' DNA exonuclease activity; DNA binding; DNA-directed DNA polymerase activity
Source: RefSeq, a predicted model, not a curated record
AUGCGCCCCUGGGGCCCCCCAGGGGGCCCCCCCGGGGGCCCCCCAGGGAGCCGCGCCUAUGCUGCUAUGGGGCCCGCGCGGAACAGCAGCAGCAGCAGCAGCAGCAGCAGCUCGCAUGCAGGCAGCAGCAGCAGCAUGGACGUGGAGGACCUCGGGGGGAAACUGCCGCAGCAGCGGCGGCAGCGCGAAGCUGCAGCAGCAGCGGAAGCGGCCGCAGAAGCCGCCGCCGCGGCAGCAGAAGCAGAAGCUGCAGCAGCAGCAGCAGCAGCAGCAGCAGAAGCUGCAGCAGAAGCAAGCAGCAGCAGCAGCAGCGCAGCAAGCCGCCCCAGCAGCCUGGAGUCCCGCUUCGGAGUGGAGGUUUGGCAAGGCGGGGGCCGGCGUGUGGGGUAUCUCUACAACAUCAGCCAAACCUCUGUUGCUGUUGCUGCCAGCAGGGAGCAGCAGCAAACCUUCUCAGGGAUUAAUUUGUACUUCAUAAGUCAAGAAGGCUGUGUCUUUCGCAGCACUUUGCUGCACCGGCCCCACUUCUGUGUGGCGCUGCAGCGCCGCGACGCAGCAGCUUGGGAGCAGGUCGUGGAGGCCCUUGCCCAGAAGCUCAGCAAACACAACGUCAGCAGCAGCAGCAGCAGCAGCAGCAGCAGCAGCAGCAGCAGCAGUAGCAGCAGCAGGAGCGGCGGCGGCGGCAGUGGUAACGCUUUUGGGGUUUUGAAUCGAAAAAGGGACUUUUUGAAACUUUCUUUUCCAACUGUCAAAGACCUCGUGGACGCCAGACUCGAAAUACACAAAAUCCUUCGGGAAAGCGCGCGGGAGAAAGGGAAGAGGGAGCUGCUGCACCGGCGGCGGUUUGUGGCUGAGGGCGAGGAGACAGAAGGAGACACUGCAGCAGCAGCAGCAGCAGCAGCAGCAGCAGCAGAUGGCAGCAGCAGAGACAGAGACCCCCAAGAAGACGCUUUGGGCCUCAUUGAUGAUCUCUACGAGGCGGAUGUCCUCUACAUCACCAGAUGCUGCAUCGACUUGGACAUUCGCUGCGGGCGAUGGUAUUCCAUUUCGCGGCAAAAGCCGGACGUCACAGAGCCUCUAAAGCUGGAGGCUUUGGAGGACUUGUCUGCUGCUGCUGGUUUGUCGGUGCUGGCGUUCGACAUUGAGUGUUUCAAGCUGCCGCUGCAGUUCCCGGAAGCAGCAAGAGACCCUUUGCUGCUGCUGUCUCUGGUCUGCAACGGGCAAGGUUAUUUGCUGCUGAACUGCUGCUGCGUUGCUGCUGCUGCUCCUUGCUUCGGCUUCGCCCCCCGCCCCGAACUCCGCGGCCCCGGGGACUUCGUCGUUUUUAAUGAACUUUCCGAAAAACUUCUUCUCCAAAGAUUCCUCUGUCUCCUUCUCAAACUCAAACCCCACAUUCUCGUCACUUACAACGGAGACGACUUCGACCUCCCUUACCUCAUCAAACGCGCCCAAGUGCUGGGCGUCGACUUUCUGGGGACUUUAGGGCUGCAGCAAAAAGAGCUGGGAGGCCCCGUAGUUGGAAUAGGGCCUUUAAUUCAUUUAGACGCUUUCAAGUGGGUAGAAAGGGACUCUUACUUGCCCCAGGGUUCUCGAACACUGAAGACAGUUUGCAAAGCCAAACUUGGAUUUAAUCCCGUCGAAGUCGACCCCGAAGACAUGGCGAGUCUUUUCCACCCUUUUAGGGGCGCGGGAAACACCCCCGCGUUGGUGAACAGUUUGUUGACUUCGCUGUGCAACAUUUCGCCCUUCUUUAGGGUUUAG